AUGGCGGCCAGACUGGAACGGUUUCUGAAUUCGAGCUCCCUAUUCUUUCUCUUCCUUGUCUGCUUCUGCCUCAUCCUCCUCACCCCGGCCGACGCCAUCUACCAAUGCUGGGUGACCAACCGACUCACGGACAUCUUCUUCAUCGCCGGUGCCUACGUCAUCACCUUUAUUCUUGCAAUCCUCAUCUAUGCCACCAGACUCUACACGAAUCGCACCGCAUUGGCAGGGAUUCCAAAGGCGUGGAUCCCCAUUGAGAAAGAAGAUGUCAACAAGAGCGUCAGGCGCAUGGUGAUGGUGGGACUUGCCCGCAGCGCAGUCAUUUCGUACCAAGCUCGUCCGCGCGAUACGUCAGACGAAGGGGAUAGGUUUUUGAACCACAAAGAUCUUCUGGUCGAUCGCGACCACCCGCCAUGGGGCUCUGUCGAGCAUCCCGGCUGGUCAUCACCCGCGUCUCCUGAUCUUCCCAAUCUCCCAUACCGCACAGUCAUCCAGGAACUUCCGAAUUUGAUUGAAGCCAAGGCCGUAUCGAUAGCUCCUGCCGACGAGGCAUUCUCAAAUGCAGCAGACCCAUUCCCAGAUACACGUGUGGUGGAGGCUUUGCAGAGACCCGCUUCAAUGGGUCUCAGACAAUACAUUCGGCAUCUCACAAAUCUGGGCGUCAUCACCUCCCCAGAUCUUGGCGUGGAUUUUCUGGCGCUUUACGAACGCGCGCGCUUCUCAUCACACCAGCUCCACGAGGCGGAAUUUCGAGAUCUCAUGCAUUUGUUCGCUGAGAUCUUGAGAGGCAUCACAUCGCUGGCUCCGCCCGUUCUCGAGGGGAUUCGCGACAGCGCAAGUUAUCAUCGCGCAGAUACCGAGUCGGUCAUUGGACCUUCGGACGAAGAGGGUGAAACAGAUACUGUGGAUCAUUUUGGAUAUGGAGGAACAUUAACACCAAUGCGGAGUAAUAGUCUUCGUCCAUCUAAUGCGUCUACUUGGGAGACCCAGUCGGGCUACGAUACAGCGCCUGCAGCGCAGAGCCCAGAUUCCAGGCUGUCGGUCGGUCGUGGCUCAUCUCGGGGACCACCAGUGAUGCGCACUCCGUCGACCCAAUCUCUGUGGCGUGUGCAAUCUGGUCAAUCUGGUAGCUCUGGCGGCAGUGUGAUCCGCCUGGCGCCAACACAGAAUCCAUCAGAUUUGCCGUAUACCAUUCUGCGCAGGCCAUAG
Messenger RNA from Penicillium daleae, 1206 nucleotides. RefSeq lists its product as uncharacterized. The record is from RefSeq and is a predicted model, not a curated record. The coding region runs from base 1 to 1206 and encodes 401 amino acids. NCBI's taxonomy places the organism in Eukaryota, Fungi, Ascomycota, Eurotiomycetes, Eurotiales, Aspergillaceae. The transcript has a single exon.